This is a messenger RNA of Malus domestica (apple), 1069 nucleotides long. RefSeq names its product protein CHAPERONE-LIKE PROTEIN OF POR1, chloroplastic-like. Lineage: Eukaryota; Viridiplantae; Streptophyta; Magnoliopsida; Rosales; Rosaceae. Gene Ontology annotation, cellular component: chloroplast membrane. The record is from RefSeq and is a predicted model, not a curated record.
AUACAAGGCAGCAGCGGAUAUAGUUACUCCUCUUCCAUCCCCAGCCACCCCCAAAACCCCCUGUUGGCUUGCAGCUUCGGAGCCUAUUUCCAUGGCGUCCAACCACCAUUCGAAUUAGGGUUUUCUCAGUUCGCAGACCUCCCCAAGAAAAAAAGCCAUGGCCUCCCUCUCCAUCUCCUCCCCCAAUUUCACCACCGCUUUCCUCGGCCACAAACUUAAAUUUCUCGAAAAUUCGAAGAAGCUGCCAACUUGUUGCUCCGUUGUACGAGCUCCUAGAUGUGCUGCUGCUGGUACAUCUUAUGGAGGUAAUGCUCCAAAAUUCCCUAGAAUCAGUGUUUGGGAUCCGUAUAAACGUCUUGGUGUGACCUAUGAUGCGUCUGAGGAAGAAAUUUGGGGAUCACGCAAUUUUCUCUUACAACAGUAUGCUGGACAUGAAAGAAGUGAAGAAUCAAUUGAAGCUGCUUUUGAGAAAAUCUUGAUGACCAGCUUCCAGCAGAGGAAGAAAACAAAAAUUAAUUUGAAGAGCAAGUUGAAAAAGAAAGUUGAAGAGUCUCCGCCUUGGGUUAAGAACCUGCUCAAUUUUGUGGAAGUUCCACCUGUUGAAGUUAUUUUUAGAAGAUUGUUCCUCUUUGCGUUCAUGGGUGGCUGGAGUAUCAUGAACUCAGCUGAAGGUGGACCUGCAUUUCAGGUGGCGGUCUCCUUGGCAGCUUGCAUCUAUUUCCUCAACGAGAAGACAAAGAGCUUGGCCAGAGCUUCCAUUUUCGGACUUGGAGCUCUUGUCACUGGUUGGGUAUGCGGUUCGGUCUUGGUCCCGAAUAUUCCAUCAAUGCUCUUGCACCCGACUUGGACCCUCGAACUUCUAACUUCACUCGUAGUGUACCUGUUCUUGUUUCUUGCUUGCACCUUUCUCAAGUAGUCGAACUCAAAUUAUUUUGUCAGGCUCCAUCGUUUAGAAGUCACAUUUUUCUGAUAGUUGUGAACUCAGCCAAAGCUUGUAUGUUUCGUCUUGAUGAAUUACGAGUCCGCCACUUUACAGCUUAUGCAUUUGAGAGUUUGGGAUUUUUUUUUU